AUGCCGGAGCUGACUUCGAAGGGUGUUAUUACUUCCAAGAAGGGCUUUAAGAAAGCUGUAGUGAAGACGCAGAAGAAAGAAGGGAAGAAGCGCAAGAAGACUCGCAAGGAGAGUUACUCAAUUUACAUUUAUAAGGUGUUGAAGCAGGUGCACCCCGACACGGGCAUCUCAGCCAAGGCCAUGAGCAUCAUGAACUCGUUCGUUACUGACAUCUUCGAACGUGUCGCAGCUGAGGCGUCGCGCCUGGCGCACUACAACAAGCGCUCGACCAUCACGUCGCGGGAGAUCCAGACGGCCGUGCGCCUGCUGCUGCCCGGGGAGCUGGCCAAGCACGCCGUGUCCGAGGGCACCAAGGCCGUCACCAAGUACACUAGCUCCAAGUAAAUAGUUCAGCCACCAGAUG
Molecule: messenger RNA, 403 nt
Organism: Phyllostomus discolor (pale spear-nosed bat)
Lineage: Eukaryota; Metazoa; Chordata; Mammalia; Chiroptera; Phyllostomidae
Product: histone H2B type 1-A
Exons: 1
Coding region: 1-384 (127 amino acids)
Cellular component (GO): nucleosome
Molecular function (GO): DNA binding; protein heterodimerization activity; structural constituent of chromatin
Source: RefSeq, a predicted model, not a curated record